This is a messenger RNA of Fundulus heteroclitus (mummichog), 1689 nucleotides long. RefSeq names its product rootletin-like. The record is from RefSeq and is a predicted model, not a curated record. The transcript is spliced from 2 exons. The coding region runs from base 242 to 1555 and encodes 437 amino acids. NCBI's taxonomy places the organism in Eukaryota, Metazoa, Chordata, Actinopteri, Cyprinodontiformes, Fundulidae.
UUAGAAUGUUUAGCAUCACAGUGUUCUAUGACAUCACAGCUGAUGACAUCACUAUGACAUCAACAGAAUCUUAACUACUACUGAACACCAAGCUGGUUUUUCUUCACUGUUCCCGACCUUCAUCGCGACAGUACACCUUUGAGAGAGCACGUUCGAAUCUUAGCCAAACAGCGAGAAUUCGAUCUCAGAUAUCAGACGCCUUUCAGAGAAGCGACUAUAUCUGAUUUACAGAAAGUUAGACAUGGAGCAAACGCUUUCAUGGGUAGACAUGGUCGACCUCGACAUCCAAGUCGACUACGAUGCAAUCAUCUUCCCUAUGGAAGAUGGCAGUGACGGUACCAGUGAGCUGCAUCCCACCCAGCCAGAAGAUGGUACAGAGAUCCAAGGGGAAUCUGGUCCCUCUGCUGAAUCUGAGACUCCUCCUUCAGUGGAGGUUCAGCAGGAUUCAUCUUCCUCUGCUGACUCUGGCUCUCUCAACUCAGAAGAUAUCCAGCCAUCUCCAAGGUCAGAAAAACCAAGGAAAGACCUCAGUGCCUUUACUUCCUCUCAGGCACCUCACUCAUACCACCAAUCUAAGCAUUUCCAGGGCCGAUGCCAACAAGCAGAGCGGCCACACAACUCACAAGCCCACAAGAGAAAACCAAGGCAUUCCCAGGCCACUGGAAGCUCUGAGGCUCGUCACCCCCAGUACUUUAAGAGUGACAAGAUGCCUGAACACGCCUCAGCUGGUACGGUGAUCCCUCCCUCGUUGGACAUUGAACAGGCAAUCAAACGUAUCAGUGAUCUCACGCAGCAGGUGGACGAUCUUAAACAGGAGCUGCAAGGUAAGGUCUUUGAUCUUCACGAGGAGAGAGAACGAAGAAUCAAGUUUCAGGUUGAUUGCAAAGCACAGCUGGAACAGAUCCAAGAACUGGAAAAAAGUUUAGAACAUGAACGCCACAUGAGAUUGAAAUGUGAAGAGAAAGCGGAGAAGCAGGAAACACUUGCUGCACCGCAGACUGCAGGUGCAUCAAGAUUUCCACGCAUUCCCAAAGUUACGGUCCAUGAGAGCGUUCUGAAUGAGCUUCAGUUUUUUAGGAGGCAGGCAGAAAAAAAUGCCUUGAACAGUGAGAGGCUAGCAGAGGCUUUGGUAGCAGAACAGCAGCUGAGAGCCAAAUAUGAGGAUCAGCUGAGGAGUAACUAUCAAGAAGCCUCCAGAUUCAAAGAACAGCAGGAAACAAUCAGAUCUCUGAAGAGUCAGGUUGGAGAACUGACCGUAGAGUUGAACCUUGCUUUGAAAAACCAACAUCCUAAAGUUUCCUCACAAACAGAGGCCGCCACACAAACUAAAGCCUCCAUGAAAACUGAGGUCUCCAAACAAACAGAGGCACCCAGGCAAACAGGGCCUCAGAGAAACAGGACUGUUCAUGAGGUUAGAGACCCCCAGCAUGAAUACAGGAGACAGAAUACUAACAGAGGCUUCAGUGCAAACCCAGGCCUGUACCCACAUGCAGGCCACCAUAAAAACGGAGGCUCCCAUGAAAAUAGGAGACGUCCUCCUUAUAGAGGCCAGUAGGCAAACAGGCCUCCAGGCUAUCAGAAGCACUGGAUCACAUUCCUGACUCCAAGUGUGUUCUCAUGUAAAUAUGUAAAUAUAUGUCACAAUCUGUUAAUAAAACAAAUACAAGGAAAUCUAGAAAACAAGAAAAA